Molecule: messenger RNA, 4372 nt
Organism: Oncorhynchus mykiss (rainbow trout)
Lineage: Eukaryota; Metazoa; Chordata; Actinopteri; Salmoniformes; Salmonidae
Product: syntaxin-3
Biological process (GO): vesicle fusion; exocytic insertion of neurotransmitter receptor to postsynaptic membrane; intracellular protein transport
Cellular component (GO): plasma membrane; SNARE complex; endomembrane system
Molecular function (GO): SNAP receptor activity; SNARE binding
Source: RefSeq, a predicted model, not a curated record
AUUUUAGUCAUUUAGAAGACGCUUUUAUCCAGAGCGACUUACAGGAGCAAUUAAGUUUAAGUGCCUUGAUCAAGGGCACAUCAACAGAUUUUUCACUUAGUCAGCUCUGGGUUUUAAACCAACUCUCUUAACCUCUAAGCUACCAUCUGCACCAGAUCCAGUAUGCUGAUGUAUUCAGAAUUGUGUUAACUAUUGUGGAAAAGGGAGUGGGAGGUUUUUGAUUUGAAGCAUGACAAAUCUCACAUGUUUUGUAUUAUAUAACUCAGCGACCAUGUGGCUAGAGUGACUGUCCUGAACUUGGAAGGUUGGGGGUUCGAUCCCAGGUCGAGUCAUACCAAAAGGGGCCAGAUUCCUCUCUGCUUGGCACUCAGCAUUAAAGAGAAGGAUUCGGGGUAAGGCCCUGCGAUAGACUAGUGUCCAGGUGGUGUACUUAUAUUAAACAACACAUCAAAAGCCUCAUGGUACAGAAACAGUAGAUAGGCUCAUGCCGUUCUGGCUUGGACAAGGCUGCUUAGCUAAUUAUAUAGCUCAAAAAGGGACUAAUAAUGAAUAAAAAUAAUGUUUUUGUUUCAUCUACAUCUCAGUCCAAGGGGGCUGGAAUGAUAAGUCAUGCAGCCAAACCAAUUACUUUCUGUGUGCCUUGAAACCUGAGGAAAGACAGGAACCGAAUGGAGGAGAAGAAGAGGGGAUGGUGGAAAAAGGGAGUGGGAGGUUUAUCCUUUAAAGUAGAUGACAGAUGAGCAGUAUAGCAGUAUAUACUACCUGUCAGAUACGCUUUGCAUUACAGCUUUCUCCGACAUCACGACCCCAGGACCCUGUAAAAUGUUAGAGAAAACCCACUGCUCAAAGACAAAGCCUUUGUCAGCUAAAAGUUCUCACCGUCACAGUCAGUUUCAGUCCGCCCAAAGAUUUAAUGAAACAACUGAUUGUCUUAGAAACUUCUAAACACAUUGCAUUUGAGCAGUGGUGGAAAAAGGACCCAAUUUUCAUACUUGAGUAAAAGUAAAGAUACUGUAAAAGUGAAAGUCACCCAGUAAACUUGAGUAAAAGUCUAAAAGUAUUUGGUUUUAAAUGUACUUAAGAUUCAAAAGUAUAAAUCAUUUAUAAUGUCUUAUAUUAAUUAAGCAACAUGAUUUUCAGACAACAUGAUUUUAUUUUUUUAUUUUUUCUUUAAGCAUAGCCAUGGGCACAGUUCAACAUUUCAACAUGUGUGUUUAGUGAGUCUGCCAGAUCAGAGGCAGUAGGGAUGACCAGGGAUGUUCUCUUGAUAAGUGUGUGAAUUAGACACUUUUCCUGUCCUACUAAGCAUUCAAAAUGUAAGGAGUAUUUCUGGGUGUCGGGGAAAAUUAAAGCAGUAAAAAGUACAUUAUUUUUUUUAGGAAUGUAGUGGAGUAAAAGUAUGUUGUCAAAAAUAGAAAUAGUAAAGUAAUGUACAGAUUCCCCAGAAAACGACAUAAGUCGGACUUUACACCACUGCAUUUGAGAAUCCUAUCUAGGCCUAUUGUCAGAAAACAGUGUAACCCAAUCUAUUUUCAGGGGGAAUUGUGUUGAUAAAAUGCUGCUUCACUUGUUUGUACUAUGAAACACUGUGCAUUGCUUGACUAGCAAAUAAAAAAAGAAUACAAAAAUCUCUUCAUUAAUCAAUAAUCGUUGCAUGACUUUCUUUUGUUGACCUAACCUUCAUUUAGCAAUAUUUAGCAAGCAGAUGUGUUCAAGAAAUAACAAUACAAAUACAGCCUCAAUUUUAUUUAUAGAUGGACAAUCCACUGGGUUGACUUUACAGAUUUAGAAUUUAACCUACUACCUUUCCAUUCGGUGACAUGUUUGAGUAGUGUGCCCAAAACAGAAAGCAUGCGUGAUAUUUACUUUGCAUACGUUUUUACGCAUGCUAUUGAUCAGAGAGAGAGAGAGAGAGAGAUUAAUCUCCCUCUACACAACUGUUACUCUAAUCCUCCUUGAGAGGAUAGGCUUAGUAAAACUACAGGCUGGAAACACUGCUGCAGCCAUAUUGAACAGACAUUUUGUAAAAAAAAAAAUAAAAAAAAACGAUUUAUUUUAUUUUAUUUGAUUACCAUAUUCUAAUGACUAUUUAGUCUACUGAGUAUUUUUACAACUAACUUUGAAACUUAUUUUCGGACAAAUCACUGGAUUAAUCAGUAGGCUAAUAAAUUGUAAUGGUCUCAUUUGGUAAACGUUUAAUUUAGUGGUUGUAGAUUAGAAUAUCUAUUUUUGAUAGUUUAGAGAUUGUGACAGUGGCAACACAGUUUUGAAGAUGAAGGACCGACUGGAACAGUUGAAGGCGAAAAGUGAUGUGGCUGGGGACGAUGUGGAGGUUCCAGUGGAGAACCAAGCCUUUAUGGAUGACUUCUUCGCCCAGAUUGAGGAGAUUCGCAGCUAUAUCGAUAAGAUAGAUGAGAGUGUGGCGCAAGCAAAGAAGCUGUACUCGACCAUCCUCUCCGCUCCUACAUCAGAGCAGAAGACGCAAGAUGACUUGGAGGCGGUCACCAACGACAUCAAGAAAGCAGCCGGCACCGCUCGCAACAAACUAAAGAGUAUCGAGAAGCAACUUGAGACAAACACAGAGGAAUGGUCGUCAGCAGACAUGAGGAUCCGGAAGUCCCAGCAUGCCAUCCUGGCCAAGAAGUUUGUGGAGGUGAUGACCAAGUACAACGAGGCUCAGACGGACUUUAGAGACAAGAGCAAAGGCCGCAUCGCCCGGCAGCUGGAGAUCACGGGAAAAACAACAACCGACGAGGAGCUGGAGGAGAUGCUGGAAGGAGGGAACGCAGCCGUCUUCACCGCAGGGAUCAUGGAGUCGGGUAUAUCAAAGCAGGCGUUGAAUGAGAUUGAGGCGCGGCACAAAGACAUUGUGAGGCUGGAGAGCAGCAUCAAAGAGCUUCAUGACAUGUUCGUGGACAUUGCUAUGCUGGUGGAGAACCAGGGCGGUAUGAUUGACAAGAUUGAGAGCAACAUGGACCAAUCGGUGGGCUUCGUAGAGCGGGCGGUUGCCGACACCAAGAAAGCAGCCAAAUUUCAGCAGGAGGCCCGUAGGGUGAAGUUGAAGAGGAGUGUCCCAGAUUACCCCCAGUCUAACCUGGGUGGAUGGAUCAACAGUGGACACUGUCUGUCAAGAGAUACAUUCAGCGCUACUCAGAGGAGAUACACCUCAGUCCGGCUAAAGGCCUUCCACCCUACAUUGUCUUUCGUCUUCUCUCUCUCUCUUUCCUUCCAUCUUUUUCUCUCUCUCACACACACACACACACACACACACACACUCUCUCUCCCUCUUUUCCCUCUCUCUCUCGUUCUUCUUUUAAGGCAUGCUUCCCCCCACAGCUCCUUUUCCCACUUCAAGGAUUUGUGUCAAUUAACUUUGGUAGUGUGCUUCCUUAAUAACCUUGGCGAAGACAGGUGAACGUUAACACUGUGUAGUCAUGUCAAGUAGCCUAAAGAUAUUGGUAAACAAAAUAAUAUGAAGAUAAAACGAUGAUUAAAAAAACGAUACAAUUUCUCACUGCCCUACUGACAGCUAGUAAUCAAAAUGACCCCAAAAUGGCACGCUUUUAUGUUGUUAUUGUAUUAUUGUGUGUUGAAGUUAUUGCAUAAUAUUUCACCCACGCAUUUCAUUUUUAUCCUACAUGUGUAUCGAUGCAUGUACCACCAGGGGGCAUGCCUGUGUCAAACUGUCACAUGCACUCUCUCUAGGAAUGAUGUGUAUAAACCCUGGAUGACUGUCAGGGGGCGCUGUAUUGAAGCCACCGUGCAGCCAUCUUGGUAAUCCUCCUCAAGCAUUAAAAAUAUUUUGGAAGCAAUAGAAAUGGAUUUGUUAAUUAAUGUCUACAUUCGUUUUUGACACAUUUUCUUUUUUUAUUAAAUACACUUUAAUGCAUACUUUUAAAUAAUAUUAUGUGAGCUAAAAAAAAUAUAUAUAUAUGGGGAGAGUACUUAUGUUACUGUCACCACUACAUAAAAACAACAACUUAAAUACAUGUAAUUUUGUCCUUGAAAUACCGUAGAAUUCCAUUCAUUCCUAUGGAGGACUGCGCCUUCAAGGGAAUGCCAAUAUGGCCGACCGGUGGCUUCAAAGCAUUUCAUUGGCCAAUACAUAGCAUCAACAGUCCAGGGUUUAUUUAUGUAAGUCAUUGCUCUAUCCUAUCUAAUAAUAGAUAAGAUAGUAUUUUUGUUGUGAUGUGAGCAAGCAAGCAGUAUCAAGUGAAUAGCCAAUAUAUGUGUUUGUGUCUUCAGUCGCAUACGUUUGUUGUGAUUUUGUAGGCAUUUAUAUGGAAAAUGUUAUCUGAUCAAAAUGUAAGGUCAGAUUUCAGUUUUUGUAGCCUUUCCCCUCUGUUGACAAAGAAUAAAAUAAAAUAAAAAG